UUUUUGGUACCAGGGAUUGAACUCGGGUCCUUGCGCUUGCAAGGCAGGCAGCGAAACCACUGAGUUAAAUCCCCGGCCCACGUUAGGUCUUUCUUUAUGUCCGGUUGUAAGGAUCUCUUUACUUUUGUAUCCCUUUAGUUAUCAGAUAGAGCUCCUUGAGGACAGGGAUCCCAAGUGUUGGAUUUCUCCUUCCAUUCACCUAGUACUUACUUAGUACUUACCUAAGGAGCUAGGCAUCUCUCCAGGUAUGAGGGAUAUAUUGGUGAACAGGCAGGCAAAAGUCCUCAACUCCAUGGAGCUUACCUUCUAGCAGAAGGAAGCCAAAAUAAACCUUAGUGAAUUACAUAGCGUGGUAGAAGAUGGUGUGACAGUGAAAAAUAGAGCAGGAUGUGAGGUCCAUUGCUGACGGAGGAGAGGGAGUCGCAGUUUUAGAUGGAGUACUCAGAGAAGGUCUCCCUGGGAGGUGUUUGUGGAAAGACUCAAAGCAGAAGCUGUGUGGGUGCCUGAGGGCAGGCUGUGGAGGCUGAGGGAGCAGGCGUCCUCUGUGGCCAUUCCGUCAGAUGGAAUGGCGAGCAGAUAUGGCGUAUGUGAGCGUCCAGCUCAGUCUCCUGGCUUUCACCCCUCAGGCUUGUCUCCUGGCUUCCCAGGUGCCAUGAGGAAGCCCCGCCGGAAGUUGCGGCAGAAUGCCGAGGGCCGGCGUUCGCCAUCCCCCUACAGUCUCAAGUGCUCCCCGACCCGAGAGACGCUGACGUAUGCCCAGGCCCAGCGGAUUGUCGAGGUGGACAUUGAUGGACGCCUGCACCGUAUCAGCAUCUAUGACCCGCUCAAGAUCAUCACUGAGGAUGAGCUGACUGCUCAGGACAUCACCGAAUGCAACAGUAACAAGGAAAACAGUGAGCAGCCUCAGUUCCCUGGCAAGUCCAAGAAACCCUCAUCCAAGGGCAAAAAGAAGGAGUCCUGCUCCAAGCAUGCGUCCGGCGCCUCCUUCCAUCUCCCACAGCCCAGCUUCCGCGUGGUGGAUGCAGGCAGCCAGCCGGAAGCGCCUCCGCUGCCCGCCGCCUAUUACCGCUACAUCGAGAAGCCACCUGAAGACCUGGACGCGGAGGUGGAGUACGACAUGGAUGAGGAGGACCUGGCCUGGCUGGACAUGGUGAACGAGAAGCGGCGCGCAGAUGGGUACAGUUCAGUGUCAGCGGACACCUUCGAGCUCCUCGUAGACCGGCUGGAGAAGGAGUCGUACCUGGAGAGUCGCAGCAGUGGGGCCCAGCAGUCGCUCGUUGACGAGGACGCCUUCUGCUGCGUCUGCCUGGACGACGAGUGCCACAACAGCAACGUCAUCCUCUUCUGUGACAUCUGCAACCUGGCUGUGCACCAGGAAUGCUACGGUGUCCCCUACAUCCCCGAGGGCCAGUGGCUGUGCCGCUGCUGCCUGCAGUCUCCCUCCCGGCCUGUGGAUUGUGUCCUCUGCCCCAAUAAGGGUGGUGCCUUCAAACAGACCAGCGAUGGGCAGUGGGCCCACGUAGUGUGUGCCAUCUGGAUCCCUGAAGUCUGCUUCGCCAACACUGUGUUCCUGGAGCCUAUCGAGGGCAUCGACAACAUCCCACCCGCCCGCUGGAAGCUGACCUGCUAUAUCUGCAAGCAGAAGGGGCUGGGCGCAGCCAUCCAGUGCCAUAAAGUGAACUGCUACACAGCCUUCCACGUGACAUGCGCACAGCGGGCUGGGCUCUUCAUGAAGAUCGAGCCCAUGCGGGAGACCAGCCUCAAUGGCACCAUCUUCACAGUGCGCAAAACCGCCUACUGUGCGGCCCACUCCCCGCCCAGCACCGCCACUGCCAGGAGGAAGGGCGACUCCCCCAGAAGCCUCAGCGAGGCAGGGGACCAAGAUGGGCUGAAGGAGGGUGGGGGAGGGGAGGAAGAAGAGGGAGAAGUGGCGGAAGAGGAGCAGGAAGGCCAAGGCGGAGUGGGCAGCCCCCCCAAGGCAGGGCCCAAGAAGAACAAGGUGAAGCAAAAGAUGAAGAAGGAGCCAGAGGAAGCAGGCCGAGACACACCUUCCACCGUCCCUGCUGUCACUGUGUCACAGAUACCCUCUCACAGGUUGAACAAGAUCUGUAGUGGUCUCUCCUUUCAGAGGAAAAACCAGUUCAUGCAGCGGCUUCACAACUACUGGCUGUUGAAGCGGCAGGCGCGGAAUGGCGUUCCUCUCAUCCGGCGCCUACAUUCCCACUUGCAGUCCCAGAGAAACGCUGAGCAGCGAGAGCAAGACGAGAAGACGAGUGCAGUGAAGGAAGAGCUGAAAUACUGGCAGAAGCUCCGGCAUGACUUGGAGCGGGCGCGGCUGCUGAUUGAGCUGAUUCGGAAGAGAGAAAAGCUCAAGCGGGAGCAGGUCAAGGUCCAGCAGGCCGCCAUGGAGCUGGAGCUGAUGCCCUUCAAUGUGCUGCUGAGGACCACCCUGGACCUGCUGCAGGAGAAGGAUCCUGCACACAUCUUUGCGGAACCUGUCAACCUGAGUGAGGUUCCAGAUUACCUGGAAUUCAUAUCCAAGCCAAUGGAUUUUUCUACUAUGAGGCGGAAGCUGGAGUCCCACCUGUACUGCACCUUGGAGGAGUUUGAGGAGGACUUUAACCUUAUAGUUACCAACUGCAUGAAGUAUAAUGCUAAAGACACAAUUUUCCACCGAGCAGCUGUCCGCUUGCGGGACCUGGGAGGGGCCAUCCUACGGCACGCCCGGCGGCAGGCAGAGAACGUCGGCUAUGACCCCGAGAGGGGCACCCACCUGCCGGAAUCACCCAAAUUAGAAGACUUUUACCGCUUCUCCUGGGAAGACGUGGACAACAUCCUCAUCCCAGAGAACCGGGCCCAUUUGUCCCCAGAGGUGCAGCUGAAGGAGCUGCUGGAGAAACUGGAUGUGGUGAGUGCCAUGCGGUCCAGCGGGGCCCGCACCCGCCGCGUCCGCCUGCUGCGCCGGGAGAUCAACACCCUUCGGCAGAAGCUGGCACAGCCGCUGCCACUACCACAGCCACCCUCACUGACUAAGACUGUGUCCAAUGGAGAGCUGCCCGCAGGGCCCCGGGGGGAUGCAGCUGUGCUGGAGCAGGUCCUGCAGGAGGAGCUGGAAGAUGAUGGGGACAGAGAUGACUCCAAACUGCCUCCCCCACCAACCCUAGAGCCCACUGGGCCUGCACCGUCUUUGUCUGAGCAAGAAUCCCCCCCGGAUCCCCCCACCCUGAAACCCAUCAGUGAUAGCAAACCUCCAAGCCGAUUCCUAAAGCCCAGAAAAGUAGAAGAAGAUGAGCUCUUGGAGAAAUCACCUCUGCAGCUAGGGAGCGAGCCCUUGCAACACUUGCUCAGUGACAACAGCAGCAACAGACUGUCUCUGAUGGCCCCCGACAGCCUUGCCGAUGCCCCACUCAGUGGCGUGGGGCGUCGCACAUCGGUUCUGUUCAGGAAGGCCAAGAAUGGGGUCAAGCUCCAGAGGAGCCCGGACAGGGCCUUGGAGAACGGCGAGGACCACGGUUCGGCGGGCUCUCCGGCCUCUCCUGCCAGCACUGAGGAUGAGCACCAUUCCCGGAAGCGGCCGAGGAGCAGGAGCGGUAGUGAGAGCGAGGGGGAGAGGUCCCCACAGCAGGAGGAAGAGACAGGUGUGACCAACGGCUUUGGAAAGCACACGGAAAGUGGGUCUGACUCAGAAUGUAGCUUGGGUCUCAGUGGCGGCCUGGCAUUCGACGCCUGCAGCAGUCUGACACCUCCCAAGCGCAGCCGUGGGAAGCCUGCCCUAUCCCGAGUGCCCUUCCUGGAAGGUGUGAACGGAGACUCUGACUACAGUGGCUCAGGCAGAAGCCUCCUGAUGCCCUUUGAAGACCGCGGAGACCUGGAGCCCCUGGAGCUGGUGUGGGCCAAGUGCCGAGGCUACCCCUCCUACCCUGCCUUGAUCAUCGACCCCAAGAUGCCCCGGGAGGGCCUCCUGCACAAUGGCGUCCCCAUACCUGUCCCCCCGCUGGACGUGCUGAAGCUGGGAGAACAGAAGCAGGCAGAGGCUGGAGAGAAGCUCUUCCUUGUCCUCUUCUUUGACAACAAGCGCACCUGGCAGUGGCUUCCAAGGGACAAAGUCUUGCCCCUGGGUGUGGAAGACACUGUGGACAAGCUCAAGAUGCUAGAAGGCCGCAAGACCAGCAUCCGCAAGUCAGUACAGGUGGCCUAUGAUCGCGCCAUGAUCCACCUCAGCCGCGUCCGGGGCCCCCACUCCUUCGUCACCUCCAGCUACCUGUGAGGGCCGAGCUGGGCCUACGUCCGCCCGCCCGCCCGCCUGCCAUCCGUGGGGCACGAGAAGCCCCUCCUGCCCUGGCCAGACAUGUGGCCGGCAGCUUCCCCGCGGGGGCUGGACUGUGUCCCCAUGGAGGGGAGGCCCCCAUUCUGACCGCUCAUGUGGUUCCCUGGAGGGCUGCUGUGUGCCAAAGCCUCCUGCCCGGGUCCCUCCAGACGCUCCACUGAAGAACCACUUGCUGUGGGCUUGGCCCGGGCCAGGCUGAGGUGAGAAGGCCUGCGCUCCUCGGGCUGCCUGGCUCCCUCCAUCCCCCCAGGGCGGCCAAGGCCCACACUGAUCCCAGAGAUGCCGUGGGUGCCUGGGCCCUCGGGACUCCCCCUGAGCUCCCCUCCCCGCCCCUCCUGUCUGUCUGUCUUCCACCCCGAGGCCCAGGCUCUCGAGCCCACGUUCCGUUCCUGUCCUUCCUCUCUCUUGUGCCAAACUGACAGAAACAUCACCAGACUUGACCUUUUCUUUCACAUCCCAUUCCCCUCUUGGCCAGCUGCUCUGCUAGGUGGGUGUCGUGCUAGGGCCACCCCCCGAGGACCCCGUCCCCCAGCACUGCCCCCAUACCCAGAGACCCCCGCUUUCGCUGCUGACCCGCCACGCCUGGUGGACCCACGCCCUCUGCCCGGCUUGCUGUGGGAGGGCAGGCUGCUACUGGCCUUCAAGAGGGGUUGGGCCCGGCCCUCCUCACCACACACGGUGGGCAGCAUGGGACCACCCUGGCACGGCUUCCCACCCGCCAGCAGCUCUGCUGCCCUGGUCCCUACCAGGGAACGCAGCCCUCCAAUUUCAACCCGACUCCUUCCCUCUUUCUUGUUAAUCUCUUCCCCACCUUCACCUUCUCAAAAAUGGAAGGAAAAAACUGUGAAUGGGGAAUGCUGACUGACAAAGCAACGCAACUUUCAGAGGCCUCAACGUCUGUUCUCUGGACGUUUCCUUCACCUCUUGAGCACCAAAGUCGCAGGGCCCAGCUGCAGGCCACUGAUCGCCAUGUUGAUUUUUAACUCGACGUUCUUUUUAAUUGUUUUAAAUUUUUCAUAGGGGAGUUUUGGACAAAAAGUCACAGGGGAGAUCACUGCCAUUUUUACACACUCAACUUUUUAAAACUACAGCCAGCCACACACCGACUUCUUACACAUUUGGGACACGAGCCAGAGUUCAAAAGGGAACCAGCAGCUCUAACAUACAGAAUGGGAUUUGGGCUUUUGUACAAUAAUAAAAACAAUACAGCAUAUGGCUAGGGAAGGACAUGGUGUAUAUAACUGUAAAAUACUGUUCUGAAUUAUUCAGGCCUACACUUUCCAUUCCUGGAGUCCUCCACCUCCGCCGCACGGUGUGGUGUGUAAAGGCGCCGUCCUCCCCCCAGGUAGUUGGCCAGCUGUGGACGCUGUGAGCUUUGUCUGAACCUGUGUUGUAAGAUCCCAGGGCUCGCUCCCUCCCUCUUUCUAUGUAUCUAGAUCUUUCUUCCCUCACACUUUCUCUUCUUAGUCUCUAUUUUUCAGUCUCUUUGAGUCGUUCAGUCUCUGAGUCUCAUUUUUAAAAAUGCUCUUUUAGAACGGGAAACGGCUCAGACCUGCUGUGGCACGGGGCCUCCGUGUCUCUGUCGCGUCUGCUGUGAAGCACAUGAUGCUCUAUUUAUUGUAGAAAGUGACUUUAUUUGCUUUCUAGAAUUGUUUAUAACAGAUGGUAUAAGAGAUGAUAAACAAAAAUCUAUGCCUGUAAAGAAUACAGAAGUUAAUUUUACCUACUAUAAUAUGACUGUCGGAAACUUAUUUUCUCUCUGAGAAAUAAAUGUUCUAAUGGGCAGCA
Molecule: messenger RNA, 6115 nt
Organism: Heterocephalus glaber (naked mole-rat)
Lineage: Eukaryota; Metazoa; Chordata; Mammalia; Rodentia; Bathyergidae
Gene: Brpf3
Product: bromodomain and PHD finger containing 3
Biological process (GO): regulation of transcription by RNA polymerase II
Molecular function (GO): protein binding
Source: RefSeq, a predicted model, not a curated record